This is a messenger RNA of Symbiodinium necroappetens, 1026 nucleotides long. Lineage: Eukaryota; Dinophyceae; Suessiales; Symbiodiniaceae. The record is from the annotation of a GenBank genome assembly.
AUGCGCCUGUGCCCAUGGCAGCUGUGCCCAUGGCAGGAACCUCCGGUGACAACAACAGCACCCCCAGAGAAGAAUGUCAGCAGCACCAACUCUUGGGACUCCAUCUACCAGCAUCGUGAUUUCCGUGCUUCUAGGAGGAAGGCCCAAGCGGCCGCCAAGAAGAUCUCUGAGCUCCGUGGGGGGGCAUCCUCGUUGGGCUUGGUAGGCGAAAUGGAUGAUCCGAAACUCUCUGAGUCUUGGUCGCUGCGAACAGUUCGGUCAUCUGCAUUCCGAGCGGGCGUUCCCAUUGUGAUCCUCACGAACCUGAUACUUCUGGGCGUGGAGGUGGUUAUGUCUGCGGAGCUGCCGCCCAAUGCCCAAAUCGAGGCAUUUCAGGUUGCGAACAUUGUCAUCGUGUGUUUCUUCUUCGGUGAGAUCCUCCUUAAGCUGCAUGCAUAUGGCUGCAAGAUGAUGUACUUUGGGAAAGACCGGUGGUGGAACUGGUCAGACCUCUUGAUAUUCUCGAUGUCUGUCUUCGAGAUUGUGGGUGAGGCAAUGGCUUCAGUCGUGUUUGCCUCGCAAAUGGAUCCGACACAGCUCCGCACGAUGCGUUUCCUUCGAAUGGCACGCGCACUGCGCGGAGUGCGCGUGCUGCGCCUGCUGCAGUACCUCAGUGCCUUGCGCACCAUCGUGUUUUCCAUUGUCAGCACCAUGGGAUCCGUGUUCUGGACAUCGUUGUUGCUUGUGAUCCUUUUCUACCUGUUUGGCGUCCUCAACACGCAGAUUGCCACGGACCACUGCAGAGCUCUAACACACGCUGAAGUUCCGCAGAAAUGCGACCCAGAGCUGAUGAGGUUCUGGUCCAGCGUCCCGCAGGCCAUGUUGACACUGUUCCUGUCCAUCACGAACGGUGUCAGCUGGGAUGACUGCCUGCAGCCCCUUUGGGACGUCUCCCGCGUGGCCCUCGUAAGUCUGAUCGUGUACAUCGUAAUCACGGUCUUCGCAGUACUAAACACAGUGGCAGCCUCAGCAGACGGUCCUCCCUGA